GCUACCGUAAAACGUCAUCAGUCCGCGACGGCGCAUAAUAACUAGUCACUACGCUAUACUGAAUAUUCUACCUGUUCUGUUCCUUAUUUCAUGUAUCUACGUUGACGCAAUUACCGAAAAUGUAACGUUUGCGUUUUUUAGGAUGCGCUAUCUCGUUAGAAUGCAAAAGGCAAAAUAAUGAUCCAGUCUGCGUGACCUGCUGGCUUAACAUCCCCUAAAGCAGUACAAGUCCCAUCACACCAUGCUUUUCUCUCUGCGUGAGCUGGUUCAAUGGCUCGGCUUUGCCACUUUCGAGCUCUUCCUCCACCUUGGCGCGUUGCUUGUAUUCAGCGUGCUCGUGGCUCUCCGUGUGGACCUGCUGACCACCAUGAGCUGGUGGCUGGUGUUUGUGCCGCUGUUCGCCGCAGAUGGCCUCAGCACCUACUUCACAGCCAUCGUCUCGAUCCGCCUGUAUCAGGAAGGUGAGGAACGGCUGGCUGUGCUGCGUCUGCUCUGGGUGCUCACCGUACUCAGCCUCAAGCUGGUGUGUGAGGUGCUGCUUUGCCAGAAACUAGCUGAGCACGAGCAGACGCGUGACCCACUCUUCGGCCUCAUAGUCUCUCCUCUUUUCGUCCUCCUGCAGCUGCUCAUGAUCCGCGCAUGCCGUGUUAAUUAAUAUGAACAUGACGGAUCAUUGCCAUUUUAACUGUUUGGCUCCACCCAUAUGAACUUGAAGGAACAUUUCUGAGCCAUUAUUUGCUCAAGUGUACAUUAUUUAAAUCAGAGAGAGAUUUGGGUACAAUUCAGAGUUGCAGCGUAAAUGACAUUCAUAAGUUUUUUUAAAUCGUCUUGGCUCAAGUGUAUAAACAUGGUGUCACUGUAUCCAUUAAAGUGAAAUCACUUCUGUGUGUUUUUUUUAUUUCUGAUGUCCUAAAUGCUGAAUGACAUUAGCUUUCAUUUCUCUCUCUUGGAAUGAUGUUGCUCCUAUUCUGCCUGUGUAAUGACAACACUUUGUUUGUAUAUAUUGUAAAUAAACCAACAUACAUACA
Pangasianodon hypophthalmus (striped catfish) is the source of this 1028-nucleotide messenger RNA. RefSeq names its product transmembrane protein 203 (gene tmem203). Gene Ontology annotation, biological process: intracellular calcium ion homeostasis. The transcript has 2 exons. The record is from RefSeq and is a predicted model, not a curated record. The coding region runs from base 242 to 655 and encodes 137 amino acids. Gene Ontology annotation, cellular component: endoplasmic reticulum. Lineage: Eukaryota; Metazoa; Chordata; Actinopteri; Siluriformes; Pangasiidae.